AUGCACAAGCUUCGAGAGAAAAACACCGGUGUUUCUCCCUCCUCUGGCAAUACUUCGCUGCCCACCUCAGAAAUGGACGACAACUCAUCCUCUUUGGCAGGGUCUGGAGGCGGAGCGGUGGGAAAACCAAAAACCCCCUUGCGCAAAGAUGAGCUAGAAAGAAUAGCCCAACAAUUAAAAAGAAGACUUCUGAAAGCUUCCAUCACCGCUAAGCAAGCCAAGACCCCAGACCGGACCGCGUCGGCCAUCUCGUAUGCCUCGUUGCACACGGGGGUGGCAAACGACGGGUCAGCAACCAGAACUUCUGCGACCAGCACCGCGUCGUCUGGGUCGGCAAUUCGGUCCCGCCAGCACAAGUCGCCGUCAGUGAAUGGUAUUCUCUCGUCGUCACCCAUAGACCUCUACUCGCCUUCGGGCAGGUCUCCUACCCAUAUGAGAACGCCGUCGGCGUUAUACAACAUGCGUCGCAAUAAUGGCAGCGAUUCGUCGCUUUUGGGGUCGCCGUCGCGCGGCCGGACGGGAACGACUUCGGGAACAGUUUCGGGAACGGCUUCGGGAACCACUUCUGCAGCUACUACGGUUUCUGCUCCGGCUUCUGCUUCUGCUUCUGCUUCAGCUUCGGCCAAACAACCCCAGAUGGUGCUCCAGGAGCUCGCACCGUCAACCCCCGGCAAACACCACGACGGGGCGCUGGACGCUCCCACCCUUGAGCCUUCGCCGGUGCUCAAUUCCACCAGCAACCCGCAAACAACCCCGACUCUUCCCAAGAAACAGCUCGCAACUCUGUUGCUCCAGACCCCCACCCAGCCUCAGCGCACGCCCAGAAAUGGCAAUGGCAAUUUUAACGACACAGAGGGAGCGGAUCUUCUCAUGUACCUCGCCACCUCACCGUCGCCAGCACGAUCCUUCACCACCAGCUCCAGCAAGUACAACGGUGGAAACCACUCCGCCAACGGAACGUCGCACAACUUUAUUGCCCCACCUCCACUCACUCCAAAACGGCCCCACGUAAUCAACUCGAAAACCCCACAGCGCCUCACCCCGCUGGUGAAUCUUCUCAGCACAUUCAACGCAGCCGGAUUGCCGUCGUCGGCACUCACACUCACGCCGGCUGGGUUUAAUAUGAACGAUUAUGUCAACUUUUUCACACCUUCUCCUGGAGCAGCGAUGGCUGCAAAACCAGUGCCUAGAACCCCUGAUGUCUCUGCCAAACAAGUUGACGGCAAAAUGAUCAAUUUCGAUCGCGUGGGAUUGUUCAAUGGCGAAAACAAGGACUAA
Messenger RNA from Meyerozyma guilliermondii ATCC 6260, 1278 nucleotides. RefSeq lists its product as uncharacterized. The record is from RefSeq and is a predicted model, not a curated record. The transcript has a single exon. Lineage: Eukaryota; Fungi; Ascomycota; Pichiomycetes; Serinales; Debaryomycetaceae. Bases 1 to 1278 code for a protein of 425 amino acids.